CCCGUGUCCGUGGCCAUGAUGUCCCCGCAGAUGAUCACGCCGCAGCAGAUGCAGCAGAUCCUGUCCCCGCCCCAGCUCCAGGCCCUCCUGCAGCAGCAGCAGGCCAUAAUGCUGCAACAGCUGCAGGAAUACUACAAGAAGCAGCAGGAGCAGCUUCACCUGCAGCUGCUGACCCAGCAGCAGCAGCAGCAGCAAGCCGGAAAGCAGCAACCCAAAGAGCCGUUGGGGAACAAGCAGCUGGCCUUCCAGCAGCAGCUCCUGCAGAUGCAGCAGCUCCAGCAGCAGCACCUGUUAAACCUGCAGCGCCAGGGGCUGGUGAGCCUCCCGCCGGGGCAGGGCACCGUGCCGCUGCAGAGCCUGCCCCAAGCUGUGUGCCCCUCGGACCUCCAGCAGCUCUGGAAGGAGGUCACAGCCACCCAGCCCGUCGAGGACAGCAUCAAGCAGGAAGGUCUCGACCUCACCACCAACACCUCCAACUCUACCUCGUUUUCGGCCGCCAAGGUCUCGCCUCCCAUUUCCCAUCACCCUCUGCCCAAUGGACAGAGCACCAUGCACACGCCGAGAAGGGACAGCUCUUCCCACGAAGAGACCCCCGGCUCCCACCCGCUCUACGGCCACGGAGAGUGCAAGUGGCCCGGCUGCGAAACCCUCUGUGAGGACUUGGGGCAGUUUGUCAAACACCUCAACACAGAACAUGCACUUGAUGACCGAAGCACGGCCCAGUGUCGAGUCCAGAUGCAAGUGGUACAGCAGCUGGAGAUACAGCUGGCCAAGGAGAGCGAGCGUCUCCAGGCCAUGAUGGCCCAUCUUCACAUGAGACCUUCAGAGCCAAAGCCUUUCAGCCAGCCUGUAAGCGUGAGUCCCUUCCUGCCCUCUGCAUGCCCCUCUGCGACCUUUUCCCGUGGCUGCUGGCCCUCCCUGCCCUCUGCAUGGGCACCGGCACGGGCUCG
Molecule: messenger RNA, 950 nt
Organism: Malurus melanocephalus (red-backed fairy wren)
Lineage: Eukaryota; Metazoa; Chordata; Aves; Passeriformes; Maluridae
Product: forkhead box protein P4-like
Exons: 7
Biological process (GO): regulation of transcription by RNA polymerase II
Cellular component (GO): nucleus
Molecular function (GO): RNA polymerase II cis-regulatory region sequence-specific DNA binding; DNA-binding transcription repressor activity, RNA polymerase II-specific
Source: RefSeq, a predicted model, not a curated record